Aspergillus eucalypticola CBS 122712 is the source of this 996-nucleotide messenger RNA. RefSeq lists its product as uncharacterized. Bases 68 to 553 code for a protein of 161 amino acids. The record is from RefSeq and is a predicted model, not a curated record. The transcript is spliced from 2 exons. NCBI's taxonomy places the organism in Eukaryota, Fungi, Ascomycota, Eurotiomycetes, Eurotiales, Aspergillaceae.
UGAUUUUCAAGUGUCAGUUAUCGAUCCAAAAAAUCUCUCGGCGUAUCUCACAUUUUGUACCCCAAAAAUGAUCGGCGUCUCCAUGUACUCAAUACAGCCUUUGUGGUUGGUGUUAUGUGUGCUAUCAUCACCAGCGGUCGCAGAAGGUAUACUUAAUAGUGUGGAAAGCCAGGACGGAGAUGGAGAAUCAGAGUCAUCUUCAACGACGCAAAAUGUUUCCUCUAAAGGAAUGAUUAUUCUAUGCACCAUCGUGGCAUUGGUGUUGGUUAUCGGUGUACUAUUCACCGUUGUGUUCAUUACUGUAAAGAAGAGGAGCUUAAAGAUACCAAAGACAGCCUCCUUACCAGAUGAAGCAGUCACAGAGGCCACGGAAAGAUCGUUGAGUGGCAAUAUACCGGCCGAAAGGGACGGAUCUAGACCCAAAUCUUUGAAACACGAAGAGAUUCAGCCAGAUGUAGAGAAGAAUGCUGGCGUUGAUCCAAGCCGACCGCACAGAAAUGCAUGGAUAAAGCAAAGAGGAUGGGGAUCCUACUUUUCUUUCGGGCGCGCAUAAAAUCAUCUCACAGCCACAUCGCUUCGUUCAACUCGGAUCUUCCGAGCGAUCCAGUCAAGAGACAUUGAAUUGAGAGCAGCUCAGCGUGAUGGCUUUCAUUCCAGUUGUUGUACUUUUCAUAAUCUUUCUUGCCGUGCCAUCAUCCCCUCACCCCCCAACCCCUUGAUGUACAUUUGGAGGAUACCCUGCACUCACUAAAUCUGAAAGUGAGUCCUAUAUGGGGUAGAAGCUUGAGAAUCAAGGAAUGACAAGAAUGAUCACACCGAUAGUGGAUCCAGUCUGUCUGUAGGGGAGCAUCAAUGUCAUGGAAAGCCUUGCCCAAACAAUGUUGAGUGGGGACGCCCCGCGGUGUGUUGCAGAGGAUCAUCCAAUCAGUCGCGCCAAUUCCAUGCUUCGUGGAUGACGGCAAGUCUUUCCGUCUGGAGUGAGCAACUCCACCCGUC